GCCUUGAAUUUUGAAAUAAAGCAAAACAUGCAUGUAUGUAUGGAUUUCAAAACGUGGUGGAAGAGCAAUAAGGAAACAGAAGUUAAUCAGAUUUGUUUGAAUCCUUGCAGUGGUUAUAAUUUCAGUUUGGUGCAGUUGGAAACUAAUAGAACAUGAUGACGUGUUUAUGUGUGUGUGUAUAAUUUAUUAAUGAAUGGUAAUGAAAGCAUUUUCUAGCAACCACUCUCCAAAUUAGCCAGCCCAAUGCACAUGCAGUGUCCUGCUGUUCAUGUUGUGCCUGAAAAACAAUUUCUAAUUUCUGUUCAUGGACUCUGACUAAAAGGAAAAGAUCGCUACAUGUAUUUGGAUAAGUGUGAUUAUGGCUAUGAUUAUCUUUGUUGAAUUUCAUCGCUGUUUCAAGGAAAGUAUGCAAAGUUUGUAGGGAGUGAGAGAUUGACAACUUGUGUUAAAUUCCAAAGAAAGAAAAUGAGGUAACAACUACAUUCGAAUGCAGUUUCGAGGAUACCAUCAAGAUGAAUUUGCCCAGUAGCUUCGCCUUCGACUAUGGAUGAAUAAAGCCACGAACUGAAGUCUUCAUUGGAUUGACAUAUCAUUGGCUGUGAUGGACCUCUACUAGAUCUUUAUUUUGGUUGUGACUUUUUUUUUCUUCUUUCAUUUAUUUAUUUGCGUUGAGGAUUUUUUAGCUGGACGGAUUUAACAUGUUUCUAAGACGUUACAUAGAAAGGUUGAAGACCUCUUGCUUUCGCCAAAAGACCAGGUCAUUUUCCAUUACACGAGUAUUCAUCAUUGUUAUUCUCUUCAGUCUUGUGACUUUCUUCAUCCUCUCAUAUAAACUGAUGACCCCAAGACACGUUCGUAAAAUGCCACAUCCACCAGUUCCAAAGGUGCACUGUCGAUUCGAAAGAAAGAUGCAGUUUGCGCCAAGAGACCACAACACCAGGGACAAUCUGCAGAUCAGUAAGAAAGUGCUGGUGAUUGCUGAGUCCCAUUAUCCCAAACUGGUGAGACAGAUAGUACAGACGCUUGAGCUAGCUAGGUUUGACUACAAGAUCGAAAGUACGGGUAAACAUUUACCUCCCCUGACUCAUUUAGACAAGGGAAGGUGGUCUGUGAUUAUUUUUGAGAAUUUGGAAGCUUACUUAGCUAUGGACCAAUGGAAUAGGGAAAUGAUUGAUAAGUACUGCAAAGACUUCAAAGUGGGGAUGAUCAUUUUUGUGCACUCUUCUGAUGAAUUAGGAAUUGAUAGGGAGAAAGUUACAGGAUUUCCCUUGAUUCUACGGUACAACAUGGGACUUCGGGAUUUCCACUUGAACAUGUAUUCCGAAAUGUGGAGAAUCGCUCGACCGGGUGAAGUGAUAGAUGGGCCGCUGGAGGAUGAUGAUUGGACAGUGUUUGAAUAUCACAACAACACAUACGAACCAUUGGCGUUCGCUAGGGCUGCCCCCAACCAAUUUAUAGAGGGUACUGAACAAGACAAUUCAACUUUAGUGGCUGCCAUCCUAGAUGUGGGGAAACAUGAUGGGAUAAAGCGUGUGUUCUUCGGAAACUCUCUGGAGUUUUGGUUGCAUCGCCUGAUGAUGGUUGAUGCUCUGUCAUACCUGUCACAUGGGAAGUUGAGUCUCUCUCUGGAUCGUUAUAUUCAAAUAGAUGUGGACGAUAUAUUUGUUGGAAUCACUGGGACUAGAAUGACAGCGGCAGAUGUUGAGGCCAUGGUACAAGCUCAGGAGAGGUUUCAGAAGAAGGUGGAGGGAUUCAUGUUCAACAUGGGAUUCUCCGGCUAUUACUUCCAGACCGGAGAUAAUCCCGAAAAUGAAGGCGACAAGAAGAUACUAGAAUACAAGAACAAGUUCUGGUGGUUUGGUCACAUGUGGAAGCACGAACACUCGCACAAGUUUCCUCAACAGAGACUGGAGCAGUCCAUGCUCAAAAACUACCAGUUUGCCAAGGAGAUGAAGAUCCCCGUACAUCACCAGUAUGCAGUAGCCCCACUACACGCUGGUGUGUUCCCAAUCCAUGAGGAACUGUACAAUGCCUGGAAAAAUGUGUGGGACAUCCGAGUGACCAGUACAGAAGAGUACCCCCGCCUGCACCCUGCCUGGAGAAGGAGGGGCUUCAUAUACAAAGGGGUGAUGGUUCUUCCACGCCAGACCUGUGGACUGUUCACACACACCAUGUACUAUGACGAGUACCCUGGGGGCCCACAGGUCCUAGACAAGAGCAUCCAAGGGGGAGAGCUCUUCUUGACAUUCCUUUUCAAUCCUAUUAACAUAUUCAUGACACAUAUGUCUAAUUAUGGCAAUGACCGCCUGGCCUUGUAUACCUUUGAGAGCGCUUUCAAGUUUGUUCAGUGCUGGACCAAUUUAAGGUUGAAGCAGGUGCCACCUCUGGAAAUGGGAAUUAAAUAUUUUGAAAUGUACCCUGAAGAGAAGGAUCCUAUUUGGAGGAAUCCUUGCUCGUAUAAGAGGCAUUUAGAGAUCUGGUCAGAAAACAAAACUUGUGAUAGACUGCCAAAGUUCAUGGUCAUCGGACCUCAGAAAACUGGUACCACAGCAUUGUACACAUUUCUCUCCAUGCACCCAGCCAUCAUCAGUAAUUACAACAGCUCUGAGACGUUCGAAGAGGUUCAGUUCUUUAACGGAAACAAUUACUACAAGGGCCUGGAUUGGUACAUGAAUUUCUUCCCCAUUCCGCCAAACGCUACCUCAGAUUUCCUGUUUGAGAAGAGUGCCACUUACUUUGACAGUGAGCUGGCACCGCAUCGAGCUCACGCUCUCCUGCCCAAGGCAAAACUCAUCUGUAUACUCGUUCAUCCGGCCAAAAGAGCAUAUUCCUGGUAUCAGCAUAUCAAAGCACAUAAGGACCCGAUAGCAAUGAAUCAUUCGUUUUAUGAAGUGAUCACAGCGACUAACUCGGCCCCCCAGAAGCUUCAGAGUCUGAGGAAUCGGUGCCUGAUGCCAGGAAUUUAUGUACAGCACCUGUCCAGGUGGCUAGAUUUCUACCCAGCCAGACAGUUAUUUAUUGUGGAUGGAGAAAAACUCAAGAAUCAACCAGCAGCUGUGAUGCAUAAUGUUCAGCGGUUCCUACAUAUAGAGCCGCACUAUGAAUAUAAUGAUUUACUCAGGUUUGAUCCCAAGAAAGGGUUCUAUUGCCAAACCAUGUCGAACAACAAGAGCAAGUGCUUAGGUCGAAGCAAAGGGAGAAAGUAUCCCCCCAUGGACCAGAAAUCAAUGGCGGUCCUACAGCAGUUCUACAGUAAACACAACGUGGCCCUGUCUCAUCUGCUGGAGAAGUACAAGUACAGGAUUCCUAAUUGGCUGGAGCAGGAGCUCAGCAGCAGCAGAUAACACUCAAUUCUGAUUGGUCAAAAAAAAAAUGGCAUUUAUGACAGUGUAAUUUAGAGAGCCAGUCCAAAUAUCGUCUUUCAUGACAUCAAAUGUUGUACUGCCAAAAAAUUUUGUUUUUUUUAAAUUUAGUUAAUAAUUGAGUAAAGCUUUUGUGUGAGAAUGAGAGGGUUGAGGAAGAUAUUAAUACUUGGAAAUUGAUCAAAUUUUCAUUUUGUCAUGGAACAACUUUGAAUUUUAAACUUUAUGAAACAAGGUUGUUGGUUUUUUUUUUUACAGGGCCAUUAAAUUUGCUAAUCAUAACUGGUGCUAGAAUAAUUGUAUUUGGUUUGUAAGCUGCUCAUGUCGUGCACUCCCUUGUCGUAUGAUUGUGAUAUUUUUUUAUGCUGUACCCAUCCUCUCCACAAGGUUGACCUGUAGGAAAUGAAUCUUAUUCUGAUAGACUUCAUUUUUCCUUUGAUUUGAUUUAAAAUGUCUAUGAAAUUUUCAUUAGGAGUACAAGUGACUUCAGGACAUUGUUCAGAAAUAUGUAACUAGAAUCAAAAUCCACACUCUUUAAGUGUUAUGAAUUGUUUACAUGUAUUUAAAAUCAUAUUGAUAUGAAAUCAAGUAGCAAAAUGGUUGAGUGUAAAUUUUAAUGUCAAAGCAUUGAAAAUUAACUGUAAACCUAAAUGUUGUCAUUGGAGUAGUUGCCAGAUUAGUUAAAUGGCUGUGAAUGUUAAUUUAUAUUUUUGCCACAAGGAUGGGAGAGGGUUUCAGUCUGCUUUUUUUUAACCAGUACAUUUUUAAUGAUUUUAAUGCAGGUCAUAAAGAUUGAUUUUAUAUGCAAUUGAAUAGUUUUUAAAAAAACCUUUGUAUUAGUUUUUUUUUUUUAAUGCUAGUUAUAGUGUAUCAACAAUCUACUUUGUUUAUAGCAUAAACUUACUAGUAACUGGUUAAGAUACAUAACUUCUGUGGUCAUAAGGUACCGGUACAUGUACAAGACUGUUACUAGCUAUAUAGUUGAAUCCUAGUUAUUAAAAAAAAUCUAUGUUGACUUAUGUCUACAUGUAUAAAUGGAGUGUGUUUGUAGGAAAAUUUUUAAUGGUUUAUUUUAAUACUGAUUGUCAUAUUACAGGUAGCUGUCAAAUCCCGGUUUCAUUCUUUCAAAACACUCAGUAGCCAUCAUAGUGAAAACAUUAAAAACUCAGAUUCUCUUUCUCCCCCUCCCCCACCGCCAAUCCUCCCUCACUUUGUUUGUGUAUGAUGAGGUUGUUUACCAGACUUGUUUACAGUUUGUUGUUAAACUCAUUUUAUAUGUAGCUAUUGUUUAUGUAAUUUUACAAUAGAUUAAUACAUGUUUUAAUUUUGUUGAACAAGCUUUAAUUCAUCGAAUUCAUUUUGAAUUUAAUCUUCUUUUUUUUUCAAUGUUGAAAAAAACAGUCAAUUUUUAUGAGAUCUGGUCUCUUAUUUUUGUAAUCGGAUGAUGUACAAGCACCAACUAUUUUGCACUUUGAUAAAUAUUAACAUUUUGAUUUGCUUUUGACUUUACCAAAAAAUUAUGUUGAAUGUGCAUGCAGCUAAAGGAUGAUAUGCUAUGUAUGAGGUAUAUAUAUAAGCUAUUUACCAUGUUGCAAAUGCUGAAAGAAAUUGCUUUCGGGGAAAACAAUGCUGAGAACAAGUUGUAUUCAUUGUAAAUACCAUUUCCAAAAAAAAAAUAUGUGCAAUUCCUGUGGAAUUUUUAUACAUAACUGUACAUGUACGUUUGUGAAGAUAGCAUGACAUGUUUUUUAAACUGCUUUGUCUAUUUUUGUAUGAACUUGUAAUUACUUUUGAAUUUUUGUCAGCAUUAUUCUCAUUCAGACCUGACAGUAUUUGCAAAGUCAUCAUUUUUAAUGCAACUGGUUUUUUGCUGAUCAUGAACAAAAAGCUUCUUCUUGUCAUAUCAAAAGUGCUAGAUUAUUAAUAAAGCCCUUGUAGUACAUGUAGUUUAAAUGUGUAACUUAUUUUGUUCCGUGAACAUAUUGGUGCAAACGUUUGAAUAAUUGUACUCAUAAAACACUGGUAUUAAUUAAAUGUUCAGUAGAUUAAUUUUAAAAAUAUUGUGAUUUACAAUGUAAUUGAAUGUACAUUAGGGUUUUUUUUUAGGGGUCUGCAGUUGGCCAAUUGAAAAUACCUCUUAUAUUAAAUUUAAACAAAGAUAAAACUUGCUGAAUGAUAUUCAAUCUUGUUCAUGAUUAUAAACUUGUGUAUAUUUUCCACUUUCAAAUUAAGUCUUAUAAACUUGUGUAUAUUUUCCACUUUCAAAUUAAGUCUUCUUUAUAAACUAAUUUUAAUACAUGUACUUUGGUUUCAUGUAUACUGGUCAUCAUGCUAAUUCAGAACAUGCUCUGGCAAUUCUAAACCUGUAUUAAUCUUUUAACAGUUGAACAUUUUUUCAAUUAUUGUUCUUUUUUGUAACAUCUUGUUUGCAGAACAUGUUUUUCUUGAUAGUUGAAAUUUCGAAUGGUAGCAAUAAUUGGUUGUCUUUAGGGCUUUCUGUAACUUUUGAUAUCAUUUUUUUAAAGCAAGAUAGAUAGUUACGAUAAUAUAUAUGAUUUAUUGUAUAUGUUCGUGCAUAUGAACCAGAAUUCGGUUUCAAACAAAAUAGUAUAAUUGCAAUACAAUUUUUUCAAAUGUGCUGAUGAAAUUGUUCACAGAAAAAUGUUCAGAUUAAAAGUUAAAUUAUAUAUUGAAUAAAAUACAGAGAAAAAAUGAA
Messenger RNA from Magallana angulata, 6078 nucleotides. RefSeq names its product bifunctional heparan sulfate N-deacetylase/N-sulfotransferase 4-like. The record is from RefSeq and is a predicted model, not a curated record. Gene Ontology annotation, molecular function: heparan sulfate N-sulfotransferase activity; deacetylase activity. Gene Ontology annotation, cellular component: Golgi apparatus. The transcript has 13 exons. The coding region runs from base 699 to 3344 and encodes 881 amino acids. Lineage: Eukaryota; Metazoa; Mollusca; Bivalvia; Ostreida; Ostreidae.